UGUUCCUGGUCGGUCAGUGUCAUGACGGGAUCCGGGCCCAACACGGUCAACCUGAGCCAGAUGACGACAUGGCAGCAGGUGUUGCUGUUCCUUCACAUUUUUGGCAGUUCGAUAUGCGUCCCCAUAUGGACCGUCGUGGCGCGGAAGCACGCCUUCGAACAGAGGUUCCAGAACAUUGUCCGCGCCGGGCGCACGCGUAGGGCAAACCAGUUGGAGGGGCCAGCAGUCCGCCGAGGCUUCGACAGUUCCUGUCGUUUCGGGAGGCCUCGAUUACAACCUCACCGCAAGGCGGUGUGGUUUCACAAGGGGGGCGUGUUCAGAAACGAGGAAGGCUGCUCCAGAUACCCACGCCAGUACCGAUGUAGCCGCCCCUGCCACCCACGCUGAGGCGCCGCGGGAG
Molecule: messenger RNA, 400 nt
Organism: Chaetomium fimeti
Lineage: Eukaryota; Fungi; Ascomycota; Sordariomycetes; Sordariales; Chaetomiaceae
Exons: 1
Coding region: 22-387 (121 amino acids)
Source: RefSeq, a predicted model, not a curated record